This is a messenger RNA of Hemicordylus capensis (graceful crag lizard), 3589 nucleotides long. It is a transcript of the gene CFAP206, whose product is annotated as cilia and flagella associated protein 206. Lineage: Eukaryota; Metazoa; Chordata; Lepidosauria; Squamata; Cordylidae. Bases 288 to 2156 code for a protein of 622 amino acids. The record is from RefSeq and is a predicted model, not a curated record. The transcript has 13 exons. Gene Ontology annotation, biological process: sperm axoneme assembly; regulation of cilium beat frequency; regulation of flagellated sperm motility. Gene Ontology annotation, cellular component: axoneme; ciliary basal body.
UAUGGAAACGCUGCGUCCGGAUAAACACAAGUUGGGGGGGGGUCCCUUUGCAGUAAAUGUGGGGUGGCUGGAGAUGAGACGCCAUUGUUGACGGGGUAGGGGAGGAGGGCCGAAGGUCUCUCCGUGUGAGGCUGAGCCUUGUAUCGACGGGAAGGAGAAGGGGAGGCAAUAAUGUGCGGUUUCACUUUGAUGGGAGGAGAGUUCUAGCGGGGCAGGGCGGGGAGGAAGAUUAAAGAAACAGCCACCGUGGAUCGGCGUCCUUGGCGGAGGCAGCCAGCCAGUGCAGAAUGGCUCACUCACAAGCUGAAAAUGUCAUCAAGAACAUCAUCCGUGAAAUAGGACAAGAAUGUGCCAUGAGGGGACAAACUGUGUCAGAAACUCUGGUGGCUUUCAUGGUGAAAGCUGUCGUAUUGGAUCCAAGGAAUGAAUUUAAUGUUGACAGGACUCUUACAAAAGCUGAUGUGCAAAAACUUAUUAAGCUUUGUGUGGACAGACUGCUUGACACACGAAAUCCGUCCCUGGACACCAUUAAGAUGCAAGUUUAUUUUGAUAUGAACUAUACAAACCGAGUUGAGUUAAUUAAUGAGCAGCAUCGUGUUCUGGAGUCCAGGCUUAGUCCUGUGAGCAGAGAAAUUACUGAUAACCGUGCUCGGACACGAGACGAACUGGAAAGUGUGUAUCGGAAGAUUGUCAGCUAUGUGCUGCUGCGCUCUGGCCUUGGAUCUCCUACAGAUGUCAAGGUCAUUAGAGAAGCAACUGCUGCCCUGCAGAGUGUGUUUCCUCAGACAGAGCUUGCUGCUUUCCUUUCUCUCGGUAAGAAGGAGAAAGAGCGGCAGCUGAAAGAACUCACCAUGAUUGUCACAGGAAUUCGGUUAUUCAACAAGGACUGUGGGAAAGGAGGAGAAGGCAUUGAUGAUUUACCAGCAAUCCUAAAUGAAGCUAUCCCAGCAGCCACCCAUCAUAUAGAUAUAGAGCUACAUUCUUCCCAGCAACUGGCACACCGCUACACAGCCAUGGUUGAAAUCAUGCACAAGAGCCAAAACGCUGAAAUGGAACUUAGAUUGACAAUGUUAAAAGAAGUGCUGUACAACGUGAGACAACACGAAGCUUUUCUCUGUGUUAUCCUGUCUGAUGUGAUCACCUGUGCACAAGAAGUUGAAAUGAUGCAGAAGCAGUUUGAAGCACAGAUGGAACACCUAAAAAAUGUGGUUCGGGCAAAGACAGCUGUGCCUACAUCUCAGGUUUAUCCCAUAUUUAUUGCACUUUCUAACCUCUGGACCAGUUUUCAAGACGAGAUACUUGUGCUCAGCUUCCUCAAUAACUUGACUGUCAGUUUCCAACAGUUCUUGGGAACUCACUCGCUGAUCUUUCCAGAAGAUGUGAUGGAGUCGCUUCUUGAAGACAUAACUGUGAAAAGUGAUGAGGAAAGGUUAAAGGAAACUGCUGAUUGCAAAGUAAAUCCUUCUGACUUUAAGAAAGAGGAAUGGCUUUUUCCAGAAACGACAGCUAAUUUUAACCAGUUGCUAAUCCAGUAUCAUGGGUUUUGUGCAUACACUUUUGCUGUGAAAGAUGGUCUUCUCCUCCCAGGAAAUCCUUCCAUUGGAGUUCUAAAACAUAAGGAGAAAUAUUAUGCUUUUACUUCCAAGGAAGCUGCAUAUGCUUUUGCCAAGAAUCCAGAGAAGUAUAUUAAGAUGACUGCAGAAAAAGCAAAGGAAUGUGCUGAGCUUAUUCAGCUACUUGAACUCCACCAGCAAUUUGAAUCCCUUGCCCCCUAUUCUCAGCUCAGAAGCACAGAUAAGCGUAUGAUGAAACCAAUCACAAAAUGUGACAGCAGUACUCAGACUGAUACCCAUAUCUUGCCACCAACUAUUGUGAAGGAUUAUGAGUGGAAUGAAUGGGAACUGAGAAGAAAAGCUAUCAAACUGGCUAAUUUGCGUCAAAAGUUAACGCAUUCAGUGCAGACCAAUCUCAGUCAUAUGAGAAGAGAUAACUCUAGCCAAGUGUACCCACCGAAGGAUUCCAGCACACAGACCAAACGUGAAAACUGUAGUAAUGUACCCAGACCCCAGAUUUUCCUGGCUGGUCUUCGAGGAGGAACACCCCCAACUACUCGUAUGACCAAAGUGAACUUGACAAGAGCAGUUGAUGAAACGUAAAUGAGAAAGUUAAAUGAAAAAUCCUUCCGCAAAGGAAUAUUUGAGAGAAGAAUACAUCUAUAUAGCUAAAUGCAUUUUUUCCCAUUCUUUAUCUGUUGAUUCAAAGGCAACUUUUAUUUAUAUCGGUAACAUGACCGGGGGGGGGAGCUUUAGGUAUCAUAGGUGAGCCACAGCUUAAAUCCUCUCUCUUAAGUCCUGACCCAGUGUGGCAUCCUAUAUUGAAAGCCUGUGGGGAAGCUAGCACUAGCUUCCUACACUGGAAUCUUUUCCCCAGCCUCUGGUUUGCUUCCCUCUAGUUCUGUCUCUUGGCUUUCAUCCUUUUCUUUCCCUUUGGUCUAAAGGAGCCUCUUAUCACCUUGUGGAAGAUAGGUGUAUAGCCAUGACAUCUUUAUGGAAUUUAGAUGUCCAUCUAUAUGGAGAUUUAGAUCCAUCUAUAUGGAGAGAACAAUUUCAGUUGCUGGAGAACAAAUGGAAAGGGUUGUUGCCCUUUCCAUUUGUGAUUGUACAUUUCCCAGAAGCAUCUGGUUGGCCACUGUAGAAAAUGGGAUGCUGGAAUAGAUGAAAUUUGAUCUGAUCUUUUUUUAAUGUUCUGAUUUGAGGUGCACUGACACCACUGCAGCAAUAUGAGACCGCUUUGUGAACUGCAAUGAUCUGUGCAAAAAUAGAUUAAAAUUUUAAAUAUGUGAGCUGUUUUCCACAAUGAGAUAUCUGGUUAUGACUGUUAAGACUCUUGAGAACUUGCCACCUCUUGUAAAUUGGGCCCUUUUGCCUGUUUUCUUGGGAAUAAGUCCCAUUGUAUUCGGAAGGGCUUACUUCCAAGUUAUCCAUUGGUUUGUAACCAGAGGGUGUUUGUUUUGUUCACAUGGGCUCUUGCUGCUGCAAUUAUUUUCUGUUGCUUAUACAGACAGUCAAGUUUGUUUAUGGUCAAAGACCAGAAUUCAAAACAUAUGUACAAAUAAGAAUCAACAGUGCUUACAGUAGUCUGGUAUAAUGUCUCAGCAUAACAAAUGAACUCCAAGUUACACGAGCUGGUCUACUAUCUGAUGCCUAACUUUCCUAGCCACCACACAGAAUUUUGCUACAUUAGUCAUUAUCUCCUUCUUCUGUAAUUAACAUAAAAUAUGUCUGUAUGCCCUGGAUAAUCGACCAAUAGCAGAGCAAUAAAAUGUUGACGAAAGUCCCUGUAAAGGGAACAGUAAAGUAAAAUGUGAAAAAUUGAUUCCCGAUCUCCAGAAUCACACAGGCACAGUCUCUGUUCUAUAGGAAUCCUUCUGAACCUACCCUCCAAAUCAAACAAAGGUAAUACAUUAAAUUGGGCCAACAUGAACAUCCAAUUGUAAGUUUAUCUAAAUAACUUGCAGGUUUGUUGUUAUAGGACUGUAGUCCCCCAAAAACUUACUUGAGGAUUAAAGACCGAUCAAUUUGCGCCUCCA